CCUUGGGGGUGGGGGGGUGGGGGAGGACAUACUAUUGCCAAGCCGGCGACGAGAUUGGGCCUGUGGUGCCUGCAACCCAGCAAAACAUGGAGCUCGAAAAUAUCGUGGCCAACACCGUCCUGUUGAAAGCAAGAGAAGGAGGUGGUGGAAACAGAAAAGGAAAAAGCAAGAAAUGGAAACAGAUGCUUCAGUUUCCCCACAUCAGCCUGUGUGAGGAGCUCCGGGAAACUACAGAGAAAGACUACAUCAGCCUUUGUGAGCGGCAGCCAAUCGGACGCACGCUCUUUCGGCAGUUCUGUGAAACCCGGGCUGAGCUGAGACGUUGUGUCAAAUUUCUGGACGCUGUGGCAGAGUAUGAGGUCAGUCCAGAUGAGAAGAGGAGGGAGUGUGCUCAGGAGCUCCUAGACAAGUACUUCAGCCCAAAGUCAGAGGAUCACAUUCCUGAGUUGGGGGAGGACAUGGUGGGUCAGUUUACAGAGAGGCUGGAGCAGGAGCCCUGUAAAGAACUCUUCAAUGAGUGCACCAGACUGAUCCAUGACUACCUGAGUGUGGCUCCCUUCGCAGACUACAUCGACAGCAUGUACUAUAACCGAUUCCUGCAGUGGAAGUGGCUGGAGAGGCAGCCAGUCACUAAGAACACAUUCCGACAGUACAGGGUAUUAGGGAAGGGAGGCUUCGGUGAGGUGUGUGCGUGCCAGGUGCGUGCCACAGGGAAGAUGUACGCAUGUAAGAAGUUGGAGAAGAAGAGGAUCAAGAAGAGGAAAGGGGAGUCCAUGGCCUUGAAUGAGAAGCAGAUUCUAGAGAAAGUCAACAGUAGGUUUGUAGUGAGUCUAGCGUACGCGUAUGAGACAAAGGACGCUCUGUGUCUAGUGCUGACUCUGAUGAACGGGGGAGACCUCAAGUUCCACAUCUAUCACAUGGGAGAGGCCGGCUUCGAGGAGAAGAGGGCUGUGUUCUACUCUGCAGAGCUGGCCUGUGGCCUGGAGGACCUGCACAGAGAGAGGAUCGUCUACAGGGACCUGAAGCCUGAAAACAUACUAUUGGAUGACCAUGGUCAUAUCCGGAUAUCAGACCUGGGCUUGGCAGUCCACGUUCCCGAGGAAGAGACCAUCAAGGGUCGGGUGGGCACUGUAGGGUACAUGGCUCCAGAGGUGGUGAAGAAUGAGCGCUACACAUUCAGCCCAGACUGGUGGGCGCUGGGCUGUCUGCUGUAUGAGAUGAUCGAGGGCCAGUCUCCCUUCCAGCAGCGCAAGAAGAAGAUCAAACGUGAGGACGUGGAGAGGCUGGUCAGAGACGUGGAGGAGGAGUACUCAGACAAGUUCUCAGAGGACGCCAAGUCCCUCUGCAAAAUGCUGCUGGCUAAAGAGCCCAGUGAGAGGCUGGGCUGCCAGGGGGAGGGGGCUACGGAGGUGAAGGCCCACCCCAUCUUCCGAUCCAUCAACUUCAAGAGGCUGAAAGCUGGCAGGCUGAAGGCCCCCUUCACCCCUGAUCCCCAGGCCAUUUACUGUAAGGACGUGCUGGACAUUGAGCAGUUCUCCACGGUCAAGGGGGUGGAGUUGGAGCCCAAAGAUGACUCAUUCUACUGUAAAGUGUCCACAGGCAGCGUGUCCAUCCCCUGGCAAAUGGAGAUGAUUGAGUCCGAGUGCUUUCAGGAGCUCAACGUGUUUCAUACGGAUGGGACAGUUCCCCCGGACCUGGACUGGAGAGGACAGCCCUCGCCUGCUCCUAAACAGGGGCUGCUACAGAGGCUUUUUGGGAGACAGGACUGCUGUGGAAACUGCAGCGACAGUGAUGAGGAGCCCACCAGGCUGUGACUGAGCUCCCUCAUCCCAGCCUCACCGAGGAUCUCAUUUGUUUACAAAUUUUGCACAUUUGUAUUUUUAAGAUAGUUCUAUAUAAAUAUUGGCAUGUAUCUUUUCAGUAUAUAGCCAUAAAGUCCAUGUUAUUUAAAAGUAAUCAUGAUUCAGAAUCCGUCCACAUUUUCAUGCAUGGCAACAACAGCUGUGACCAUACUGUCACCCCCACAUCUCAUUUGUUGAUGUUCUCAGCCUCUUUUCUUUUUCUUUCUCCUUUUCUUUGUCUUAUAAAAAGUGUCGACUGGGCUCAGAUUGCGAACCAUUUCUAUUUUAUUUGAAAUGUAUAUUCAAAAUAUAUAUUAUUAAUAUGUACUUCGUGCAAUUCUAGACAAUCAAAUUAGGAUAUUUGUGUGAAGCGUAGGCUUAAAAGGAAAUUGAAGACUGAACUCUUAGUAUGAGGUGAUAUGUACAUUUUAGGGUUCUAUCUAGAGACAUUUGAUGUAAGCCAAAUAGAUAUGACUGAACGAUGCAUAUGUAAGUGCACAAGUGCAAAGAAGUGUACCAUAUAUGUGACCUCUAAAGUCCUAAAUGCGUCUUCCUAAGAAUCUGAGUUUAGGGGAAAAGCAUGUUAGUUCCCAACCACAUUAGAGAAGGGUCUUUUCUAAAAACGCCCUGCGUUAUAGUACAGUAAUAGUACAGUAAUUCAAUUGCCAAAAGGGACCUUUUCGUUACACGUGGAUAGCCGAGAAUGGCCUUGGAGUUUCCUCUACCAUGGCAUCCUCUAGAUUGCUACACUUUUGUCACAGAGCUCCUGAGUUUAAUUUAGCGGUGCACUUAUGACCAAACUGGUUUGUUUUAAUCCUCAAAAUAUUUGAAUAAUUAAGUCCUUCCCAUUUAAGGUGCUUCAGACCAUGCUGCCUCUCUCUCUCUCUCUCUCUCUCUCUCUCUCUCUCUCUCUCUCUCUCUCUCUCUCUCUCUCUCUCUCUCUCUCUCUCUCUCUCUCUCUCCUGUCUCCUCUGCCGCUGUUGUACCUCAUGUGUUUCUUUGCCAUGCUGAUGUGUGUCUGUGCAUUAUGUCACUCAGUGGGAUUCUCCUUGUGGAUGUGGGACUAUAAUAGGACUGAGCUCCCUGACAGACUAUGGUAUCCCCCGCUGAACCCUCCUGACCAGAGACUCUAUCAGACUGAGGAAGAGGGGUCAAAGGGGAAGGGAUAGGUUACGGAGAGGUUAAGCCAUCUCCAUGGAAACCUCGGCACUCCCAACGGAAGUGAAAGAGACGUCCAAAACUCCUCUUACCAUCCCCAUCUCUCAUUGAAUUGUGUUUUAUUGUGUGUGAUUCUCAGAUGAACUUGCCUACAUUCCAGUCAAUACCGUACUGUACUGUGUAAAGUUAUGCUUUGUUUAGCAAUAUGACUUUUUUUAACCGGUGUAAAGUUAAAACCACAACAACAACAGCUCCACCGUGAUACGAGGGCAGGACUCCUAGUCCGAUUAUUAUGACUUUUCUUUACAAUGUGAUCCUGAGUCAGGCUUACACGUUGAGAGAGGAGGGAGUGCCUCUGUCUGCAUCCAUGUCACACCUCUGACACUUUCUUCUUGCAAUGCACUGAUGUUUUGUGUGUGUCCAUAUUUUACCAUAACCACUACACCAGUGUUUCACAAACUCUGUCCUGGGGACCAGCGGGGUUACAUGUUUUGGUUUUUGCUCUAGCAUUACACAGCUGAUUCAAAUAAUCAAAGCUUGAUGAUUUGUUGAUUAUUUGAAUCAGCUGUGUAGGGCAAAAAGGGCAAAACCCCAUACGAGAUUGUCUUGGGAUCCCCAGGACCUAGUUUGAGAAACCCUGUACUAGGCUCUGUCCUGGUCAUGAUGAGUGAACGUGCUACUGUACAAGGGAGUUCUUGGAGCGUUCUCGGGAACGUCAAGAGGAUGUCUAAAUCUCUGUUAGUAUUCCAACAGGAGAGCACAAGGCAACAGGUUUUGACAGUGGGUAUGAGAACAGUUCAAUUUACCAAACAUAUACUUGAUUUUUAACUCUGUAAAGAAUGGAAUAGACCCACUGGGCAAUAACUGAAUUCAACAACAACAAAGAAAUCUAUGUGAUGACGUUGAAUCAACGUGGAAACUGAUUGGAUUUGCAAGAAGUCAGCAACGUCAGGGAAUUCUGUAUUUUUUUCCCCCAAACUUUUUUAAUCUAAAUCCAAUGACAUGGUGACAUUUUUUGUUGAUUUCUCAUUGAAUUCAUAUUAUUUGACAACUCAAUCAAAUGUAAAUCAAAACAAGGCAACAGUAAACAUGUUGUCCCCACUAAUGAUGCUGCACCCCCUUGGGCCAAUUAGUAACAACAAUUCAAGCUCAAACGGGACAGGAGAUAUGCUUGUUCAAUGUUUGGAAUGUCAGUUAAAUACUAUAGUGCUGUUCCCUAUGUGAAAAGACUAUCUGUGAAGUGAAAAUGGCAGUUAACGUCUGUUAGUGCCAGACAGUCAAGUCAUGGCCUUGUCCAGUUCGUGUGUCACAUACCUUACUUUGACUUCAAAGGGUUCAGGGACAUUUACUUACGCUUUUAAUAUUUAUCUGUGUGUUUGUUAUAUUGUGUUACACACCUUCUAUGAUUCUACAAGCCUUUCUGGUGAGCUACAGCAGCUGUAAAAAGCUAUUUGGUGCACCAUUUGCUGAACUGAAAUGCUAGGCUAUGCUAAUGCUAGGCAGUAAAACUGGUCGUGUCUUUAGUAAGGUGCUUCCUUCCUAACAUUAUCCUGCCAUCUUUAUCUACCUGUAUAAUACCUCUACAUUUUAUUUCAGUUAUUUAUUUUUUUAUCAUGUGCUCAAUGUUUUUACCUAUGUGUUCGCUUCCAAACUGCUUUCAGUAUUCUGUGUUCUGUAAAUGUUUUUGGUGUGUUGCCAUACGCUUGACAUUUUGCCAACUAUGUUCAGACUGCACUAAGCCCUCACACCUUGGAGGCACACUUUGUGUUACACUUCACUUGGAGAACAUGUUUGAGUAUGAGGUGGAGGGGGAAAAAGUAUCUGAAAGUCCAUACAGUGGGGCAAAAAAGUAUUUAGUCAGCCACCAAUUGUGCAAGUUCUCCCACUUAAAAAGACGAGAGGCCUGUAAUUUUCAUCAUAGGUACACCUCAACUAUGACAGACAAAAUGAGAAAAAGAAAUCCAGAAAAUCACAUUGUAGGAUUUUUUAUGAAUUUAUUUGCAAAUUAUGGUGGAAAAUAAGUAUUUGGUCACCUACAAACAAGCAAGAUUUCUGGCUCUCACAGACCUGUAACUUCUUCUUUAAGAGGCUCCUCUGUCCUCCACUCGUUACCUGUAUUAAUGGCACUUGUUUGAACUUGUUAUCAGUAUAAAAGACACCUGUCCACAACCUCAAACAGUCACACUCCAAACUCCACUAUGGCCAAGACCAAAGAGCUGUCAAAGGACACCAGAAACAAAAUUGUAGACCUGCACCAGGCUGGGAAGACUGAAUCUGCAAUAUGUAAGCAGCUUGGUUUGAAGAAAUCAAUUGUGGGAGCAAUUAUAACGAAAUGGAAGACAUUCAAGACCACUGAUAAUCUCCCUCGAUCCGGGGCUCCACGUAAGAUCUCACCCCGUGGGGUCAAAAUGAUCACAAGAACAGUGAGCAAAAAUCCCAGAACCACACGGGGGGACCUAGUGAAUGACCUGCAGAGAGCUGGGACCAAAGUAACAAAGCCUACCAUCAGUAACACAACCACGCCGCCAGGGACUCAAAUCCUGCAGUGCCAGACGUGUCCCCCUGCUUAAGCCAGUACAUGUCCAGGCCCAUCUGAAGUUUCUUCUCAUUUUGUCUGACAUAGUUGAAGUGUACCUAUGAUGAAAAUUACAGGCCUCUCUCAUCUUUUUAAGUGGGAGAACUUGCACAAUUGGUGACUGACUAAAUACUUUUUUGCCCCACUGUAUAUCCUUUAAAUACCAUAUUAAAUCAAGCACUUAGUAUUCUUUGUCUGAUCUAUUGUAUCUAAGUCCACUUCCCCACUUUUGUAACGUUGCAUGUGUGAUACCUCCCUGAGCUCAGGAAGGUUGGAGACUUUAUUCGUGUUAACUUCCUCUGACUCCAUUGCCUUCCCACACUGUCUUCUGCAAGGCCAAAUGUCGUACUGUGUGUCACUAGAGACCAGUACGUAGGUCUCUGUUGUCCUACUGUGUUUACAUGCCAAAUGGAAGCAGCCGAGAGGAUAAUGAUGAUGAUCAAGAUCAUAUAUUGAUAAUGAUGAAAGUGGACUUGUUGACGAUAAUAAUGAGGAAGAUGUGAACAUGUGCCAUGUACAUACUAUGUAUCACUCUGAUGUGAUGUUUGUUUGAGCUCUUUUGUUCUCUCUCUCUUUCCCUUCUAUCAACUCAUACUGUCUGCCUCUAACCUGUCUCCGUAGGUGCCUGUGAAAAUGUACAUUAGUCAUGGCCAGUCAAACUGGACCUCCAUGUAACAAAGUAUUUUACUUCAAUAAAACAUUUUUUCUUUA
Molecule: messenger RNA, 6285 nt
Organism: Oncorhynchus masou masou (cherry salmon)
Lineage: Eukaryota; Metazoa; Chordata; Actinopteri; Salmoniformes; Salmonidae
Product: G protein-coupled receptor kinase 6-like
Exons: 16
Coding region: 87-1814 (575 amino acids)
Biological process (GO): protein phosphorylation; signal transduction; regulation of signal transduction
Cellular component (GO): cytoplasm
Molecular function (GO): G protein-coupled receptor kinase activity; ATP binding
Source: RefSeq, a predicted model, not a curated record